AUGUCAAUCAACCAAGCACUCGGGUACCCGAAAGCCUAUGCUAAGAUCCGCGGAGACCCGAGUUUCAGGUCCUUCAGCCAUGGCCCUCCUUUCACUUUCACUCCGUAUUCUCUGCCACACCAAGAGCCAGCAGAAGACCAUGAAUUGCAGCAGAAGACUGAUGAGGAGAAAGCCAGCAUCCAAGAACUGGAAUUAGUGCUUAUAAAGAGAAGAAGACGGGCUGAAAAGUGUCGACGGCUAGCAGAGGCACAAACAUCCUACAGAGCAAUGUUAGAGAAGAUGAUUCGGGAUGCCAUGCACCAGAGUGUUGUCUAUAAAGAACAAGUGAGGCUGAAUCAAGCAACAACUAGUGCCCUCUUGGCUAGACUUGAAGCCCAGAAAGCAAUUUGCAAUUCUGCAGAAAGAGAACUACACAGGAAAUAUAAACUAAAAGACGAGCUAGAGAAGCGGACAAGACCAGAACGGAACAGGCAAGGAAGAGAUCAAGAAUGGAUGAUACCCUUCAGGAAGAGAAAGAUGAAAGGCUGGUUUUUUAUUUGCCAGAAAACAAGACAAAAGUGCAACAACAAAUUGAGAUGA
Molecule: messenger RNA, 579 nt
Organism: Fraxinus pennsylvanica
Lineage: Eukaryota; Viridiplantae; Streptophyta; Magnoliopsida; Lamiales; Oleaceae
Source: the annotation of a GenBank genome assembly